This is a messenger RNA of Oryza brachyantha (malo sina), 3515 nucleotides long. Its product is annotated as serine/threonine-protein kinase-like protein CR4. Bases 417 to 3119 code for a protein of 900 amino acids. Gene Ontology annotation, molecular function: protein binding; ATP binding; protein kinase activity. NCBI's taxonomy places the organism in Eukaryota, Viridiplantae, Streptophyta, Magnoliopsida, Poales, Poaceae. The record is from RefSeq and is a predicted model, not a curated record. Gene Ontology annotation, biological process: protein phosphorylation. The transcript is spliced from 3 exons.
UCCUCCACCACCGGGAUCCAGCCUACCCCCGCCGCACCGCCGGCGCCCCGCCGUGCAAUGCGAGCGGCGCCUGUCUGUCGUCCAACAAAAGAAGCUUCCUUUCUAUCUUCACUCCUUCUUCUUGGUGUGCAUGGUCGGCGGCUGCGGCGCUUUCUGUUCUUGCUGCCUUCUUCUUCUUCUACCCCUCGCGUCCUCUUCCUCGCCGCGCCACCGACAUUCCCUCGCUUACUCCGCCGGAGCGCCGCCGAGUUUAAUUUGCUGCGGAUCUGUUUGCUACAAGGUGGAGCGCCGCUAGCAUUUUAUCCCAAAAACUUGGGGAUUGGAUGCUUCGACUGAACCUCCAUGCGCCACGUUAGCCGCUCCACCAUCACUGCCUGGAACACUUAUUUUGUGUAGACCCCCAAAGUUUCAAGAAAAUGGACAAUGUGCUUGUUAUAGCAUUGUGCUGCCUGGUCUUGCUGCCAAGUUGGGCCGAUGGCCUUGGCUCCAUGGCGUCCAUUGCGGUGUCCUACGGCGAGGACGGCCCGGUGUUCUGCGGGCUCAACUCGGAUGGUUCUCACUUGGUCACCUGCUUCGGCGCAGAUGCCUCCGUUGUUUAUGGUGCCCCCAGCAGGAUCCCAUUCAUAGGCCUUACCGCGGGGGAUGGCUUUUCCUGUGGCCUAUUGCUUGACACCAAUCAGCCUUACUGCUGGGGGAGUAACUCCUAUGUCAAGAUUGGGGUGCCGCAGCCGAUGGUCGAGGGUGCCAUGUACUCAGAGCUCAGUGCAGGUGACAACCACCUUUGUGCCCUCCGAACAACUGUCAAGGGGUUUCACAGCGUGAAUGCAGAUACAUCGGUGAUUGAUUGCUGGGGGUACAACAUGACCGCCACACAUACUGUCGCUGGAGCUGUAUCGGCCAUUUCAGCUGGUUCAGUGUUCAAUUGUGGCUUGUUUGCACGGAACAGGACGGUUUUCUGCUGGGGCGAUGAAUCGGUUAGUGGUGUCAUUGGGCUAGCUCCGAGGAGUGUGCGGUUCCAGUCUAUCGGAGCAGGUGGUUAUCAUGUCUGUGGGGUGCUGGAGAAUGCACAGGUAUUCUGCUGGGGCAGGAGCUUAGAGAUGCAGCAGAUGUCAACAUCCAAUUCUAUUGACGAAGGUGAUGUGAACAUAGUGCCAAUGGAUGCGAUGGUCUCUGUGGUCGGUGGGCGGUUCCAUGCUUGUGGCAUCAGGAGUCUGGAUCACCAAGUGGCUUGCUGGGGUUUCACUCUUCAGAACAGCACGCAGGCACCAAAAGGGCUCAGAGUUUAUGCAAUUGUAGCUGGGGAUUACUUUACAUGUGGGGUGCCUGCUGAGACAUCGUUGAAGCCAAUGUGCUGGGGGCAUAGUGGGCCAUUAGCAUUACCAAUGGCGGUAUCCCCUGGGAUUUGUGUAUCCGAUUCAUGCAGCCAUGGGUACUAUGAAUAUGCAAAUCAUGGUGAAGUUGGCAGUGGUAGCAAGACAUGUAAGCCUGCAAAUUCUAGACUGUGCUUGCCCUGCAGUGUUGGUUGCCCGGACGAUGCAUUGGAGUCAUCACCCUGCAAUGCCACAGCUGACCGUGUUUGCCAGUUUGACUGCUUAAAGUGUGCCUCAGAUGAGUGUGUGUCAUUUUGUUUGUCCCAGAAACGAACCAAGAACCGCAAGUUCAUGGCUUUUCAGCUACGUAUUUUUGUUGCAGAGAUUGUAUUUGCCAUCAUAUUGGUGUUCAGUGUGACUGUUAUGGCUUGCCUGUAUGUCCGGUACAAGCUUCGGCAUUGUCAAUGUUCAAAGAACGAGUUGAGGCUGGCAAAGAAUACAACAUAUUCUUUCCGGAAGGACAACAUGAAGAUCCAGCCUGAUGUAGAGGACUUGAAGAUCAGGAGAGCUCAGGAAUUCUCAUACGAGGAGUUGGAGCAAGCAACAGGAGGCUUCUCAGAGGAUUCACAAGUUGGCAAAGGCAGCUUUUCAUGUGUGUUCAAGGGCAUUCUGAGAGAUGGUACAGUUGUUGCUGUGAAGCGUGCAAUUAAGGCAUCAGAUGUAAAGAAGAGCUCAAAGGAGUUCCAUACCGAACUUGACCUCCUCUCCAGGCUCAACCAUGCGCACUUGUUGAACCUGCUCGGUUACUGUGAGGAUGGCAGCGAGAGGCUCUUGGUUUAUGAGUUCAUGGCUCAUGGAUCCCUCUACCAACAUCUUCAUGGCAAGGAUUUGAACUUGAAGAAGAGACUGAAUUGGGCCAGGCGGGUCACUAUUGCUGUCCAGGCUGCUCGGGGCAUCGAGUACUUGCAUGGUUAUGCCUGCCCACCAGUAAUUCACCGAGACAUCAAGUCCUCAAACAUAUUGAUAGAUGAGGAUCACAAUGCGCGUGUCGCGGACUUUGGUCUAUCUAUAUUGGGCCCAGCAGAUAGUGGUACCCCACUAUCUGAGUUGCCUGCAGGAACACUUGGCUACCUUGAUCCCGAGUACUACCGCCUGCAUUACUUGACAACAAAGUCUGAUGUGUAUAGCUUUGGAGUUGUUCUUCUGGAGAUCCUAAGUGGCAGGAAAGCUAUUGACAUGCAGUUCGAGGAAGGAAAUAUUGUUGAAUGGGCAGUCCCAUUGAUCAAAGCUGGAGACAUUUCUGCCAUUCUUGAUCCUGUCUUAUCUCCUCCAUCUGAUCUUGAGGCUCUGAAGAAGAUUGCUGCUGUGGCAUGCAAGUGUGUCAGAAUGCGAGCCAAAGAUCGCCCUUCUAUGGAUAAGGUAACAACAGCUCUAGAGCGUGCUCUUGCAUUGCUGAUGGGUAGCCCGUGCAUUGAGCAACCCAUUCUGCCAACCGAGGUGGUUCUUGGGAGCAGCAGGAUGCACAAGAAGGUAUCGCAGCGGUCGUCGAACCAUUCAUGCUCGGAAAACGAUCUUGUUGAUGGGGAUGAUCAACGGAUCGAGUACAGAGCACCGUCCUGGAUAACAUUUCCAAGUGUGACCUCAUCGCAGAGGAGGAAAUCCUCAGCAUCUGAAGCUGACAUGGAUGGCCGAACGACCACCGAUGGAAGGAAUGUCGGGAGCAGCAUAGGGGAUGGGUUGCGGUCACUGGAGGAAGAGAUCAGCCCAGCCUCGCCGCAGGAAAACCUGUACUUGCAGCACAACUUCUGAUGAAAUUUCAAGAAACAGUGGAAAAUCCGGCAACUAUCUGCAGUUUAUGGUAUAAGCAUUGUGAGUGCAGCCAAUGUGACCUGUUCCUAUAUUGGAAAUGCAUUGCAAUGCCUAUACUCUAUGAAUCCAAUGGUACCAUGCCAUCUGAAAGGGAGAGGGAACUAGCUAUAGAGCACUGGAAAGAAGAAAUUUUAGCAGCUGGAGGCAUUUCUCUGUAGAUUGUUUUAUUUUUUGUUCUCUUUCCUGAUGUUUAUUUACAUGUGGAUGGUAACAUUUGAUGGAUGCUCAUCUGUAGCUUACAGAUCUGUACCCCUAAACAUCUCUGCACUUCUAGUGUUGCCUUACCUGCAAAUUUCAGUGCUGUAUGCCAAUUGAAGUGCAACUUUUUAGGUUCCC